Messenger RNA from Aaosphaeria arxii CBS 175.79, 1794 nucleotides. RefSeq lists its product as uncharacterized. Gene Ontology annotation, molecular function: chromatin binding. The transcript is spliced from 3 exons. Lineage: Eukaryota; Fungi; Ascomycota; Dothideomycetes; Pleosporales. The record is from RefSeq and is a predicted model, not a curated record. Bases 249 to 1523 code for a protein of 424 amino acids.
CUUUUACAACCCACAGUCAGUACUCCAUCCACUUACUGUUGCUAUCAUUUGCUACACACCAUCCAUCUGCCCCGUACUGCGUACUGGUUGGUGGACGGGGUACCUUCUGGAACGGCUUUUGUUUUUGGCCCUGAAUUCUACUUUAUUCAUCUCUUUUGACGCUGUGUUUGCUACUUUGGUCGUGGCCGGCGCUGAUCAUCCAUCUCACCUACAAUUUUACGACAAAGUACUGCACGAGCGCCUGCGAUAUGCCACCAAAGCGCAAGUCUUCUCUUGGAACCGAGCCCUCUGUUGGCACUAAAAGCCCGGCCCAUACUCCGGCCAAACGUCCGAAAGCGAAUAUCAACUGGUCCAAGUUGGAAGAGCUCCGCUUCAAGAUUGAGCAAUUGAAGCAGAGCGAUGCUAUCAAGUCAAACACUUUGCGAAUCAAGAAAUCUCAGUCGAGCAAGAAAUCGGAUUACGAGUACGAUGAUGCGCUGGUACCCGCAGAAAGGUACCAGCCGCCUCCAUUUCAUGACACAAGCGUUGGGGAGGUGUAUUAUCGUGUAACGCCGUCCAAAUACUGGCUCGACGCUCGCCGCUACAGGCAGUUCAAAGUGGGCGAGGAUAGGAUCUCGAUCGGCGACUACGUCUUAGUCCGCAACACUCCGAGAAAUGCGCAAUUCCCCGGUCCCGAAGACGACCCCAAAUGGAUCGCAAAGGUUGUUGAGAUACGGGCUGGGGGAGAACGACAUGUGUAUAUCAGGAUCUUGUGGAUGUAUUCGCCCGACGAAAUUCACGGCGGUCGAAGGCCCUAUCAUGCACGGUAUGAGUUGCUCGCAAGCAAUCACAUGGAUGUAAUACACGGGAACACUGUUGAGGGACGGAUCUCGGUCGUGCACUGGAAUGAGACCGCGGAGCGUAAUGAUGUGCUGGGAUACGACCAGUUCUUCUAUCGACAGACGUAUGACUUCACCGCUCCGGCACCCAAGCGGCUUUCGCAACUCCCACGCCAUUGUAUCGACAAGCGUGAGUGCAAUCCAGAUGAAAUGCUCAUCCAGUGCGACAGUUGUCUGGGCUGGCUACAUGCUUCAUGCCUCGAACAGGCAGCUGUUAAAGAGGCAUACAGCUCCAACGAUCUUGAACCGCCGGUGGUUGAGAACAAGGAUGCUGCAACUAAGCGACGUGGACGUCCGAAGCGCAAUGGUGUCAAACGCGCGAGCUCCACCGCUUCUUCCCAAGCUCCAGUCGAACAACUUUUCUCUGCAGAGCUCACAACCUCUCAGGAGAAUAGUCUCUCAUUGACCGUAACGGACCACCGCGAGGGCCACACGGGCGAAACCUGGCAAACUUCGCCCAUCAUCUGCUUGCUCUGUGCAGCGAAUGUGGAGAGAGCCAGCAGUGAGCUUCCAGGUGGUGACACCAUUCAGGUAGCUUCGGUUGAACAAUCUGACGAAGAAGUCAGCCAAGAAGCUUCCGCAACUACCAACGAUGAACAGGGAACCAAGAGUCCCAGCGCUGGUAGUGAAACGAGUGCUGAUUGAGUCGCUAACGACAGGCUCAGGAUCCUCCCAGAAUCGCAAUCCUGCCUUCCUCGAGACCUGAACCUUCCUUGUCAAUACGGCAGCCUGCCCAACCGGAGUCUUGACCUCGAAAAAUUGACAUUCUGGACGCCAGACGACCUUCUUGGGAGCCAUGAAUGCCUCACCUUGCCUUCCUUGACUUAUUUUGGACUUCCCUCCUGACGAUAAAAACGAAUAUCCACUGUUACCCACCCUUUCCCCUUCUCAAAUAGCAUUUAGAUACCCAAUUGAG